This is a messenger RNA of Mesorhabditis spiculigera, 2775 nucleotides long. The record is from the annotation of a GenBank genome assembly. NCBI's taxonomy places the organism in Eukaryota, Metazoa, Nematoda, Chromadorea, Rhabditida, Rhabditidae.
AUGGGUCUUCGGGCUCAUGCUGUAGCGUCAUCCGAUGGCUGGCUUCGGUCGCUAUUCUGGUUUCUGCUCAUCUGCUCCAACUUUGGCUAUACUGACCAAAUCCACAACUUCCUCGAUCUGCCCUUCGACGACCCGCUGAAUCUCUCGCCGGCCAUGCUGCGCAACCACCAUCGUAUUCGUCGUCAGGAGAAAGAUUGCUCACCGGGACGCCAGUUUAUCUGCUACGCCUACGAUGGAUUGGACGAACCGUAUCCGGAAUGGCUUCAAAAUACCGACGCCAAGUGCGAAAAAUGCAAGACCGAUAGCGUAUGCAAGGACACAGACAAGGUGGAGACUGCCACCGAUGACGUCAGACCUCAAGUCAAGAAAAGCUGUCGUCCCAACCUUUGCGUGAGCCGGCACUCGGACAAGUACAAGACGGAUGGAUUUGAAUUUACGACGAAAUAUCUUGUGCAAUGCGAUGCCGGCUUUGUGGUUCCAAGACUCGUCGCUGAUGCUGCUCGACAAGUGGAUCCAAACAAUCGUCCGGCAUUUACGUGCGUCCCAAGCCUCCAACAAGCCGCCGGUUUCUUGAAAGAGGACCGAUCGCUUCUAUACAACGACCCCUACGACGUGCCCGAUCUCAUGGACUUCACGUACUGUGGGAUGGGCGGCCGGCCCGAAAAUUCGUCGUGUGAACCGUUACCGCUGUGCGACCCUACAACAAAACAACCCCCGGAGUCCCCAUUCUCCGAAGACCUGGUGAAACGCGCGACGGAAUGUGACGUGCCGUGCGAGCAUCGGGGCGCCAACGGCUCAUACGACGAUUGUGUCUUCCUUGACAUCCUCGACCCAGACGCAAAGAUCUUGUACACGGCAAAGCGGGCCCACUCUGGCCCGUAUGCGCAGUUCAUGAGCGAGGAAGAGAAUCUGCGACUCGACGUGAUCAUCAACACCACCGUCGCCCCUGCGAAUCAGAGCGACCCCGCGGUGAAACCAGAAGCCAACUCCCUCCGAAUUCUGAACAAAUAUCAGUUCAACCACGCUCAGGCGCUCGACGACGAAGGAGGCCGACGGGUUCGACGCCAAUCCAUGACGGAACAAGUGAUUCGCUACCCGAAAUGCAUUGACAUCAACGGGCUGUCGACUUAUGAUCGCAAUCGGGUCGAAGCCGACCUGAUGCUCGACUGCCGGACCAACGUCUUCUUCAAGGCCUCCGGCGCUGGGGGGCUGAAAAUGACGCCACCUUCCUGCGACGGUGACGAUGAUGUUCGGAUUUGCAAAGGGAGAACGGAACCGACAACGAUUGCACCGAGCGCCAGCGGUCCGAAUGAGGACGAAUCCGAGCUUGGCCUAAGAUUGGCCGUGGCGGCCGCCGUCGUCGGCAUCUGCCUCUUGGCAGCCGUCGUCACCGUCGGUGUCUUGUAUAAGCAAAAGCGCAUCUUCUACCACCAACUGGCGGAACCGUUGCCGCAACAUCAUGUGGCCGCAAAUGUUGAACUGGCAUGGCAGCCCUAUGGCGGUAGCUGGGAGGCGCGCUUCUACCGAAAGGUCACUGGCCAGCCGCCAAAAGUGAAGCCCAGCUCACUUGGAUACUCGCUGAAAGGGCAUUUGGCCCUUGGCAUGAAGAGUGAGAAACUGAACCCCGGGGUGCCGUGGCCGCUGAACGGAAAGGGUUGCCCGAUCCCAUCGACUAACGAACCGAUCCGCGACCCGGUGGUAGUCGCCGAAACGCUGCUCAGUGCGCUCGCACAGGACAACUUGGUUACGGUGUACAAUUGUGGGCCGACCAAGCUCUUCGACAACAAUGACCUCAUCGCUCUAUUUAACCAUGCGAAGAGCAUGCAGGCACAAGUGAAGAGCGUCGUGCAUCUGACAGGGCCCACCUGGGUGGUUGGCGACAUUCAUGGUGAUUUUAACGUCCUCUGGCGCAUGUUCGAUGCGUACGGGCGGACGGCUCUUCCGGGCCAGAACAUCGUCUUCCUGGGCGACGUCGUCGACAGGGGCGCACGUCAAAUGAUGUGCCUCGUGCUCAUCGUAGCCUCGAUGGUCCUGCACCCGAAACAGGUGUUCUACGUUGCCGGCAACCACGAGACCCCGUACUGCUACAACCAAUAUGGAUUUUCCACGCAAAUCAAGGACGAGCAGAAAUACUCGGCAGAAACAUUUGCUGCAAUUGAGGGCUUUUUCAAAAGUCUACCGCGUGUCGGCACCAUCGACAAGCGCAUCCUCGUGGUGCACGGCGGUAUCCCCCCGCGCAUGACUACCGAGCAGCUGCGCAACGGCUUCGACCCCAACGACGAAUCGGCCGAAUUGACGCGUCUCCGCCUGUCGCUGCAAUGGAACGAUCCUUGUAACGUGGAGGCCGAUGGUGCCGAGUGGCCCUAUAACACGAGCCGCGGGUGCGCCCAAUACUUCAACAAGCAGAUGAUCGACGAUUUCCGAGCGAAGCACGGCAUCGACUUCAUCAUCCGUGCCCACCAGUCUGUUCCGACGGGCGUCAGCUUCUUCGGCAAUUGGCUCAUCUCGCUGUUCACCACGCCGCAUAAGGACAGCUUCGGAGCCAUUUUGCGCUACGACGGCAAUAAGUUCACCUUCUUGCACAUCAUCCCGCCCACCUUGGACGUUACAGACGUUGCGUCGCUAGACCACUGUUUUGCACAGGCCAUGGGAUUCAAGCCCUUCGAGCCGGAAUCACAGCAGCAGAAUCCUGCUGAAAAAGCCCCCGUAGCCCCUGAGGAGCAGCGUACUGAACGUAUCCAACUCGCCGCGCCGGCCGCGCCCGCCGCCACCAAA